Molecule: messenger RNA, 1958 nt
Organism: Myxocyprinus asiaticus (Chinese sucker)
Lineage: Eukaryota; Metazoa; Chordata; Actinopteri; Cypriniformes; Catostomidae
Product: protein rapunzel
Exons: 2
Coding region: 543-1226 (227 amino acids)
Source: RefSeq, a predicted model, not a curated record
UGAAGGCGGAAUGUUGCACUGAAAGAUUGCAUUGACAAAUCCAUUUUAGAUUUCUGAAAGUUUGAAUCAGGAAGCGUAAAUUGUGGGUAACGGGGCGUAAAGUGGGUCAUUUUUAAAUGCAAUACUAGAGUGUCCCUGUAGUGCAAUGUUCUAGACAUGUCUUAGCCAAAGCCUUUUUGUUCUGCUUUCCAUUCCUUUUAAGCAUGUUGCAGGUCAUUAUUAUGUGAAUGUGUAUGUAACAUCUGAAUCUUUGACGUGACAUACAAUUAUUGUUUGCUUUAUUAUGUUUUGUGGACUUCUUUGCGCAAUAAAUGUAGAUAUUUUUCUCUCGAAUUGUGGCAGUUAGUCAAUCUUAUAAAAUAUGAUUUAUGUCUAGUCAUUUCAUGACAUGAGCGCACAAAGGGCUGUGAUUUACUCACGGAUCCAGGUGAAUAUAGAAAUUGCACUGAUUUGCAUUAAAUGCAAACUCGCCCGACGUUUUCAGAGACUGGAUUGCCAUGGUUGGUGAACAUCAUCAUUAAGAAGAACUUUCUCCAGUCGCAAUGGCCGAUCAUGAAAUAUUUGAAGACCCCGAAAAGCUGAAGAGAGGCCUUAUUAAAGUUCUUGAAUGUGUGGCCACCAUCUCCUCCGCAGCAGCGGUGGUCAAUCCCAUUUUUGGCGUUGCUGGCUCUCUCAUCCGGGUGGUGCUGCACCAUGUGGAUGAUGAAGAUCUUCAGAAACUCAAACGGGAAUUCGGGAGCGUCAAUCGAGCCCUGGAUGACAUUUCGAGGAAGAACCAUCAAGCCCUGCUGCAGAUCAGGAAGGAAACAUUAGACAAACAGUACCACGAGGUUGAAGAAAACAUUAAGAAUCAGUUCCGCAAAUUCAUGGAGAUUGUGGAGGCGAAUCCAGAUGCCCUGCAGCGCAAGAAAGAUGAUUUCGUGGAGAGUUUCAUGAACGACAAAGAUGACCAGAACAUGUACACGCUUUAUGAAGGUGUAAUCGGGAAGAGGAAGCUCUUCAGUCAGCCCAUUCUGGAGGUGUACUGGAAGCAUUCACAUGGUGACCGCUACGUCAUGGAAAACCUCUGCACUCGACUCGCCUACCUGUUCUGCAUUGGUUUCAUCGCUCUUAUGGGCUAUUACGGCAUCAUAGGGGAUGACUUGGAAUCUCGGAAUGAGGAGUGGGAGGAGAAUAUGAAGAAUGUGCAGGAGAAGAUGCAGGAGAUGCUGAUGAAGUGCAAAUGAUUUAUCUCAGCGUUCUGCACAAUCAAAACCUUCAUGAAAAUACUCUUUGUUGCCUUCUUAAGUUUGUGCUUUUGCUUUCCUUUAGGUUUCAUUAUCGACCUGCAGCUAUCUAAUGCAGCAUUACCGUCCCGAUGACGGCAGGUUAUGCUGACAUGUAUAUAUGAUGAUAUGGCUCCCUGUAAUGUUUUUUUUUUUUUUUUUUUUUCAUACCAGGAUCACACAUUUUUAUGGCUUGCUUUACAUGACAAACAUAUUUUACAGUUUAAAUGCUAAACUCUAUAUAUAUAAAAAAAAAUGUGCACUAAUUGUGAAUAUAUAAGGCAUUCAAAAGUAGUCACACACAAAAAUCAAAAUGGCUUCCUGUUCUAUAAUUUAGGUUUUUUUUUUGGUUUUUUUUAUAUUCUCACAGGAUCACAAAUCUUUAGGGCUUGCUUUAGUUUAACACUACAUGACAAACAAAUGUUACACUUUAAAUGCUAAACUGUACUUUAUAAAAAGAUACAUGCAAACAGCUCAAAAGUGCAUAAAUUGUGAAUAUAUAUAUAAGGCAUUCAUUAGCAAAGUCACAGAUAAAAAUGAUCAUAAUCACCUUUAACACUACAUGAUGAACAUGAAUAGAAAUCCUGAAUAAAUAUUUAGAAAAUAAAGAGAGAAUGUAAAGACUGAAAUGUAUCUAGCUGUCUAUCUGGACGUCCAUCUGUCUGUGCAUAUUAAAAUCAAAAUUUCUUUCAA